CGAGAACAAAAGCCACAACUGCCCCGUGGCCAACACCAGCAGCCAAACCUCCAGAACCCAAGUAAUCGACCUUGAUUUAUCCACCCUUUUGAAGCCAUUCCAGCACGCCUACUACGAGAGUCACGAUGAGGAAGUUCUUUCUAUAUUUUCGACGUACGAGACGUAGCCAGCGGGCGGUUUCGUCAAUCGGAGAGGAUCGGCCACGGCCCCCCGCGUCGAAUCAUCCCCUAUCGUCUCCAGCAAUUAUAGCGAUUACCCCAACAGAAAUACCGCAAGCUCUGCCGGGUACUUCUCCUCCACCUCCAGAGCCUGUUAUGUCGGAUGUUGCUCCUCCGCCUCCAGCUGAGCCGGUUCUGCCGGAUGCUUCUCCGCCAUCUCCAGAGCAGGCGGUUUUUCGUGUGUCCUCCGCGGGGGGAUCCGCAGCCGUGAUCCCACCCCCUGAUCUCCGGAUCUCAGCCGACUGGAAAGCUGCAUUCUUCAUCGCUAAAAAGAAGCUAUCCGAAGACGAAUGGAAACAGAUCAAUCCCGAGUCAUCGCCCAGCCAUAUCGUGGAUUCUCCGAUGAAGGCCGCAGAAGAUGCGAGACAGAAAAUGAAGGAAAAACAAUGGACCUAUACCGAUAGCAGAGGGAAGAAAGUCGUCGUACGAGACAAAGUCGAGAGGAUCUUAACAAGUAUCGAGACGUAUGGAAAAGUUGUCGAUACGGCGAUCCAGAGUAAUCCGGAAAUAUGUGCGCUGGUGUGGGGAGCUGCUCGCUUGAUUCUUCAGGUUGCUCUCAAUCACUUUCAGGCAUUGGAGAGCUUGGAAAAAGCAAUGGGGAUUAUCCUCCUAAAGAUGGCGGAUUGCGAGUUCUACGCAAAAAUCUAUGUCGAGUCCUUGCGGCAGACUACACUCAACUCCGACCAAAACAGUGCUGCGUUUCAGAAAAAAGUCGAGUCUGCUCUACCUGAGUUUUACUCCGCGGUGCUGGUAUUUUCUGUCAAGGCAAAGGCGUAUUUCCUUCCGAUGGGCUCCGCAAAGUUCACGAGCCCGUUGAAGCCGUUUUCAGUCUACUUUGCGGCCUUUGUCGAGGAUAUAGAUAAGAGCGAGCGAACGGUUCGAGAUUGCGCAGAUAUGGCAACGAUGGAAAAGAUCAAAGGCAACUCCGAGGAUCUUAAAAAGAUGCAAAAGCUUUUGAGCGAGCUGAAGACCCAGGUUGCUCCCUUGGAACGGAUAAACGACAUACACGAAGGUGUAAGCAAGCUCGUCCAACACCGCGAGACUGAGAUAGACGAAACUAUGGCACGGGACCUUCGCAAAUUUCGGCUCUGGAUCGCGGGCGCGGAUCCUGAACCGGAGUUCCGGAAAAUCGCGGAAUGUCGACAAGAAGGGACUUGUACCUGGAUUUUGCAAAGGAAAGAGUACAUUGACUGGCUGGAGGCUGCGGAGGUACGGCACCUUUUGAUAAAGGGAAAACCAGGCGCUGGGAAAUCGGUUCUCUCAACUUCCAUCCUCGAGAACAUGCAGAAGCUGGAUGGAGUGCAAGUUUUGUACUUCUUCUUCAAGAACGGCGACCCGAAGACCUCAACUACAGCUGAGAUGAUAGCGAGCAUCGUCGAUCAGCUUGUUAUGUCUACGAUCGCCUCUCGGGAGGUGAAGGAACGGUUGAUUGAGGUAUUGAAGAACGGGCAUAAUACCGACAACUCGUCCACAUUCAGAUCCGUUCCCAAACUUUGGGAACUGUUCACCAAUAUGCUCCAUGCCGUUCCGUUCAAAGUCAUAGUUCUCAUCGACGCGCUGGACGAAUGUAUCGAUUAUUCUCUUGUUACAAACCAUGUGGCUGCGGCGGUUAGUAGCGCAAGGUUCUUGGUAACCAGUCGUCCGGAGGAUCAGAUAUCUGUGGAGUUGGAAAAUGCCCCGGGCCUAUCUGUCGUCGAGAUGGACGUGAAAAGCGAUAUUCGCGACUUCAUCGCAAACGAAAUCACAGACGAUCAACUUUUGCAACAGUUCAAGGAGCCCAUCAUCUCAUCGGUUGGCCAGAACGCCGACGGGAUGUUUCGAUACGCCGCGCUCAUGCUCGAAGAGCUCAAGAUUUCAGACAAAAAAAAGAUCCCCGCCAGGCUCAAGAACAUGCCGAGAGGACUUAAUGGAAUGUACGAAUCCAUGUUGCUCCGUUUGGACCGGAGCCAACAUGCUGCAGAACUACGCCGAGAGGUAUUGAUGUGGGUUGCGAUGGCGAAGAGGCCAGUGACGGUAGACGAGAUGGCAUAUGCCUACGGGACCGAGGUUGGAGAGGAAGAAUUCGAUCCCAACGCUAUAAGACUCGCUGACCGUACACAAAUCCUGAAUGCCUGCGGCUCGUUGGUCGAGAUAUUUGAAGACACAAAGCUUCGAUUCACCCAUUUAUCCGUGAAAGAAUUCCUUCUUCAGUCUCCGCAAAAGUUACUCAACCAAAACGAGCGGAUAAAGUCCUGUUUGGUGGACCCCAUGGAAGCACAUGUGUUAAUUGCGGAAACAUGUGGUAGGGAAAACGUUCCAUUAUGCUGCAGAAUACCUAAGCCCUGAGAUUUAACCAUGAGUGCAGUCACCCAAAUUUCUUCAAAAGUUUUUCGUGGUAUAUUCGAUCGAUACGGCAACAAUCCGAUCGAAUUCUUGCCAUUCCGCUACUCUAUCGUCAACUGGCUACUGCAUGUUUCGGAACUCGCAGCGGAAGAGGACGUCAACCCGACUACAGAG
This is a messenger RNA of Tricharina praecox, 2714 nucleotides long. RefSeq lists its product as uncharacterized. The transcript has 9 exons. Bases 126 to 2543 code for a protein of 805 amino acids. The record is from RefSeq and is a predicted model, not a curated record. Lineage: Eukaryota; Fungi; Ascomycota; Pezizomycetes; Pezizales; Pyronemataceae.